This is a messenger RNA of Lichtheimia ornata, 2046 nucleotides long. RefSeq lists its product as uncharacterized. The transcript is spliced from 4 exons. NCBI's taxonomy places the organism in Eukaryota, Fungi, Mucoromycota, Mucoromycetes, Mucorales, Lichtheimiaceae. Gene Ontology annotation, molecular function: DNA-binding transcription factor activity; sequence-specific DNA binding. The coding region runs from base 1 to 2046 and encodes 681 amino acids. Gene Ontology annotation, biological process: regulation of DNA-templated transcription. The record is from RefSeq and is a predicted model, not a curated record.
AUGACACACUCGGAUAACUCGAAAGCCAGCGGUGGCCCAUCCCUGCAGCAGCAAUCAUCACGACGUUCUUCAGGAAGAAAACGGUCUUAUCCAUCACCCUCUUCCAGCUCGUCACCCAGCACACAAUCCGAUCGAACGCUUGUAGAUGACGAUGACACUGAUAGCUCUACAUCCAUCCCACGUGCUGUUGUUCAAAAGCAAAGGCGCUUGAAUACUGCUACUAUGCGUGGCAACCAAGUCUCACUUCAACGUAGCGUACCAGCGUUCCUCAACAAGUUAUUCAGUAUGGUGAAUGACCCAACGACGGACGACAUGAUUCGCUGGUCGAAUGAUGGCACGUCUUUUAUAGUCCAAGGUCAUGAAGAGUUUGCAAAGGUGGUGUUACCACGCUUUUACAAGCAUAAUACAUUUGCAUCCUUUGUACGGCAACUCAACAUGUACGACUUUCACAAGAUCCCUCAUAUCCAACAAGGCGUGCUUAUCAGCGACUCCAAACAUGAAAUUUGGGAAUUCAAUAACCCAAACUUUCAACGAGGGCGUCCCGACCUGCUGACAUUGGUCGCACGCAAGCGUAACCGUGAUCGCAAUGGCUCUGAUAGCCAAGUUAGCCUUUCAACCAUUGUACAAGAUAUCGAACAAAUUCGCCGUCAUCAAUCAGCCAUUAGUGCAGACUUGCAUAAUCUUCGUCAGGACAACCAAGUCUUGUGGGAAGAAUCUUUUGCAGCAAGAGAAAAGCAUCAGCAGCAUCAAGAGGUGGUUACAAAGAUAUUGCAAUUCCUUAUGGCUGUCUUUUCUAAAGAUCGUCCACCAAGUAAGGUUCAAGAACAAUUACUUUCUACUCUACUUGAGCUCACCACCAGCUAUCAAGUCGCAGCAGCAGCAGCAGCCGCUGCAGCUGUUGCUGGCAGUUCUUCUGCAGGCAAUCUUAUCAAGGAAGCAGCAUCACUCGCAGGCAUGGAUGUUAGCAAUACAACAACAACAACAACAACAACAACAACACCAUCAUCAGGUCAAGAAGAAAAGCUUUAUCAGGAACCAAAUGCAACUACUACCAAUGGUGCGGGUAUGUAUGCGUAUCCUAAUUCAAGCAAGCUCGAUCUCUUGAUGGCCGCUUCCAAGGCUCUCAAUUUGUCAUUACAUGAGGCUCACUAUCAAAUGCCAGGAUCAUCUUGUGCACAAUCAUCAACGCCAACACCAGGUAUAUCAUCAACGUCUACAUCAACAACAGCAACAGACUCUAUCAAGGAACCAAGCAAUAAUGGUGAUGAUUAUUAUUCAAGGACAAGUACUGCUGCUGCAUCAUCCACCACCACACCUUUUUUCCCAUCGUUUCCUGGAUCAUCAGCAAUGGAUGCUGCCUUUGGAACGAUGCCCUAUUUGCCACCAGAGCCACCCCAGCUGGCAGAUAUGGGUCCGGUAGGUGCGCCAACAGCAACCAUUGAUACAGCUACACGUUCUGUCAAGGCUAUUUCGGAUGAGAUUGACGAUUUGCAAUCGACCGUUGAAUCCCUUGCCAACAAUUUGGGUAUUGACCCAAGCUUGCUUACCACCUCAGACUUGAUGAAUAGCCCAUACUAUAGCCAAUUUACUACCGAUUACAGCAACAUGAUUUCAUCGGCCACAGAGAUCGAACGCAACCGGCUCUUUGAGCUUGCAAGAAUCAAAGAUGCGGAAGCGGCUGCCCAUGCAGCAGCAGCAGCAGCCUCAGCAGCCCAUCAGACACCUUUGGCAGCACGAAGGGCUUCAUCCAACAAGGUGCCUUCUCCAGUGUUACGUACCAGCAUCAAUGCAUCCUUUGAUACAGGUCGACCUUCUGUAACAUCCGCUGUACCUAUCCCAGUGCCUGUACCCGUUGCCGUGCCAACCAGUGUUCCCACAGCAAUGCCACAACAUGCAGUUGGCGUCGAUCCGAUGGCUACAACAACAACAACAGCUGCUGCCAACAUGUUCCACAAUUAUCGGAUAGACAAUGAAACCCAAAACAACAACAACACCAAUGAUAACACUGGCGAUGGAUCAUCCUCUGCAGAAACGAGUGAACCUUAA